Messenger RNA from Merops nubicus (carmine bee-eater), 1038 nucleotides. RefSeq names its product family with sequence similarity 114, member A1 (gene FAM114A1). The annotation marks the transcript as partial. The transcript has 9 exons. Lineage: Eukaryota; Metazoa; Chordata; Aves; Coraciiformes; Meropidae. The record is from RefSeq and is a predicted model, not a curated record.
GGGAAAACUGUAUUAUCUGGAGGCUUAGAUGCUUUGGAAUUUAUUGGGAAGACAACCAUGAAUGUCCUUGCAGAAAGUGAUCCGGGAUUUAAGAGAACCAAAACACUGAUGGCAAGAACAGUUUCUCUUUCUCAGCUGUUGCGAGAAGCUAAAGAAAAAGAGAAACAGAGGCGGGCCCAGCAAGUUACAGUUGAAAGAACAGCACACUAUGGACUGCUUUUUGAUGAAUUCCAAGGUUUGUCUCAUCUUGAAGCUCUGGAAAUCCUGUCAAAUGAAAGCGAAGCUCAGAUUCAGUCAUAUUUAGCAACACUUGAUGGGGAGCAGUUGGAGACUGUGAAAAAUGAUUUAAUUGCUAUAAAAGAGAUUUUUGUUCCGAAGGAAUCAGAUGAUGAAGUGGUGCAGGAACAAAAAGCAGAUAUGGGAGAAGAGUUUGUCAGCAUGCUCACUGAACUGCUGUUUGAAUUGCACGUUGCUGCUACUCCUGACAAACUUAAUAAGGCUAGGAAAAAGGCUCAUGAAUGGCUGGAAGAAGCAAAUUUUUCCACCCCAGGAGACACAGAAGAGAAGCUAAAAGAAAAAGCUGGAGAACCUGGUGAAGAAAAGACUUCUGAAAAAGAAGAAAAAAUUGAUAGUGAUAAAACAGAAGUAGAUAAAAAAAAAACUGUGGAGGAAAUGUACAUGCUGUCCAUUGAAAGUCUGGCUGAGGUAACUGCUCGUUGUAUUGAACAACUUCAUAAAGUAGCAGAAUUAAUUCUACAUGGGCAGGAUGUAGAAAAAACAGCUCAAGAUCAAGCAAAAGUAUUGACAAAUUUAACAAGUGCCAUGUGCAAUGAAGUUUCAUCUUUAUCAACGAAGUUUUCCGUUUCUUUAACAGCAGCUGGGAGCCGUAUGAAGGCAGAGGUUCUUAACCCCAUCAUCAACAGUGUGCUGUUAGAGGGCUGCAACAGUGCUACUUACAUUCAGGAUGCUUUCCAGCUAUUGCUUCCAGUUCUGCAGAUUUCACAUAUCCACACCAGCUGUUUGAAAGCACAAGAGUGA